CGUAGAUGAAUGAUGACCUUGCCUUUGCCCAUCCACACUACCAUCGUCCCUGGCAAUCCGCGUCCGCGUGCUUUGCAAGUUGCUGGGCAAGACUGAGAUACCACUCACGCGAUCCUCGCAUUGCUACCAGCAGGCUGAGAUGGCGGCUCUUCGAGCACUGGUGGACCGGUCAGCUCAGCAGCCUCCACUGGAUGGCAAACACGAUGCGUUCUUCUACGGCACACUGAUCCAUCCCGCUGUGCUGAGACGGAUCAUAGGUCGCGCGUGUGACCUGCCCGUUUCCCUCGCCAUACUUCCCGGCUACACGGCUCAAAGGGUGCAUCAUGCCGAGUACCCAGCCCUAGUGUCUUUGCCCGACUUACCAGACCUGCUCGCCAAAAGCGACAGGAACUCGCACAGCUACACCAGGGGCGUCUUGGUCAAGGGCCUCAGCGCUGCCGAUGUACUAGCACUGGACACUUUUGAGGGAGACGAGUACGCGAGGACGGCUGUGGAGCUUAUAGACCUGGGAAACCCUCAAGCCAAUGACGAGCGACUUCUGGAAUCCUUGCCGACUCUGUUCGAGCAUCUGACUCCCGAGAGAGUCAUACCACUCAUCGCGCAGCAUCGAGAAGCUCUGAGGAAUGUGAGAAAGGGCUCCGCACAGGGGGCUGAAAGUGUGCCAACGAUAGGGACGAUGACUAUAGCGCACACAUACGUGUGGAGGGGCGACCCGGCUAGCGAGAAUGCUUGGGAGUGGGAGACCUUUGUGAAGCAACACGCCCAUCGCUGGGUCAGCGGCGAACGAAAUUGAUGGGAGCAGCUACUGUUCACGAUAGCCGUCAGAAAGUAUCUCCUCGCAUGUGCUCGAGGGCACCACAUCGCCUGCUGAGCGUGAUUCGUCCGUGUCUGCCAGACCUUAAUGGGGCAAAACCUGCCAGCAUACGCUACACAUCCGCUCUCAAGGCGCAUGCCAUCACUGCCCCGCCACACGGCUUGAGCAAACAUCGAAGAUGGUGGACAUUGUGUAAGAUGCCCUUGCAGGCUUCCAAUGAAAUGUCUGUUCCGAGAUCU
Messenger RNA from Ceraceosorus guamensis, 1053 nucleotides. RefSeq lists its product as hypothetical. The transcript has 2 exons. Bases 140 to 793 code for a protein of 217 amino acids. Lineage: Eukaryota; Fungi; Basidiomycota; Exobasidiomycetes; Ceraceosorales; Ceraceosoraceae. The record is from RefSeq and is a predicted model, not a curated record.